AGUGGGGGCUAUUCCGACCCCUCGGCUACACUUACUGCUAUUCCAGCUAAAAUUAAAUGAUGGCGCAAGGAUUGCUAAGGAGCUUCGUCGCCCACUCCGCUCACCGAUAUGCCCAAGGCGGAGCCUAGAUGCCCAAGGCUGCGUCUUGAUGUUACAUACAUCAAUCGUUGGAGCCAGGGGAACCACCAAGGAAACUGGAAGAUACCCCAGAUAUCUGCCAGCUUCUCGGGGCAACGAGCUGCCAUAGCAUCAUCUCCAUAUUCUCGUUUUAUUCAAGUUCACGAUAUAGAUCUUUUAUCGGCUCUAGGCCUUGCUGCUAAUAUUCUGCAGUUUGUUCAAUUCGCCUUCGGACUCCUAACCAACGCCCAAAGAAUCCAUCUCUCAGGACCCAGUCCGUCCAGCGAAGAACAGCCUGUUGAGGGGAUACAUGCGAGGCUUCUAGACUUCAAGAAAGACGCUGUUGCAAGGAAGGCCUCAUAGCUACAAUGCGGAUGAAGCCGUCUUUCAAUCGUCGAGGUACUCCGUUGCGUUAGCAGAACUCGUAGAGGAAUGACAAGAAUACUGCAAAAAGCUCCUGGGCAUUACUCGUAAGCUGCAGGU
Molecule: messenger RNA, 600 nt
Organism: Hyaloscypha bicolor E
Lineage: Eukaryota; Fungi; Ascomycota; Leotiomycetes; Helotiales; Hyaloscyphaceae
Exons: 1
Coding region: 109-480 (123 amino acids)
Source: RefSeq, a predicted model, not a curated record